CUCCGGCCUCUGAGCCUGCAUCAGUUCCUCAGCGAUUCUUUCCCCCUUCUCGUCGGCCGUCCUCGUCGUCUUCUCCAGCAAACAGACGGCCAACCUCCGUCGUCCCUCCUAUCACAUCUAGCAUCCGCCUUCCCUGCUCGAACCCGAGCCUUUCACCUGAAAAGAAGAUUCCCCACCUCUUACAUCCAAUCCAACCUUUGCGAUUGCCGAUUCCUAGCAGAAGAAAUGCGAUCCCUUUUCGGCGCAUUGAUUCGAAGGCAAACCCUUGGCAGCAGCUCCAUAACUUCGCGGUUGCAGUCAAGCGGAGGAAUAGGUGCUUCUUUCGCCAACUGUGGCAAUGAAAAUCAUAUUUUCUGUUGUUCGGCUUCGAAUUGCCUUCACGCUUCGAGGAAUCACUUUCUCCGCUCGUUUCACCAUUUCCCUUCCGGCGCUCCUCGGCAAUCGACAUCAGAGUUCAAUAGAGCGGGCUUCGCCAAGUUUAGCAGCAAUGGGAUAAGCUCUAGGCUAAAUGUAUCCCCUUGGCCUGUUCUUGGGACUUCUAUCCCAAGUAGGAACAUUUCAACAGCGGGAUCUUCUGAUGCACCCGCUUCACCGGAUUCUUCAAUACCGAUUGAUGUUGUACCACCCCGAAUAAAAUUUAAGAGAAUGGAUAAAACAGCGAGGAACAUAAUGCAGAUUCUCAAUAGGGAAGCAGUAGAGGAAGUGAGGACACAGAGAGAAGUACCUGAUAUACGUCCUGGUUACAUUGUGCAACUCAAAGUGGAAGUACCUGAAAAUAAGAGGCGUCUUUCAACUGUUAAGGGCAUUGUCAUAGCAAGACGCAAUGCUGGCAUUAACACCACAUUUAGGAUCAGAAGGCAGGUAGCAGGGGUUGGAGUUGAGUCUCUCUUCAUGUUAUAUUCGCCAAACAUAAAGGAGGUUAAGGUGCUGGACAAGAAGAAAGUACGAAGAGCCAAGCUUUACUAUCUGAGAGAAAAGAUGAAUGCCUUGUCAAAAUAGCUUGUUUGUCGUGGUCGGAAUAUGCUCACUGGUUCAGGAAGAUGGUAGGGUUUGAUUUUACGAGAUGGCUUUUGAUGUUAGCUACUCGGUCUAUUGUCGCAUUUUGUCAAAGACUAUUGGGUGCCUUGAAUAACACUACGGGUAGCAUACACACGGAGGUGCGAAGAUUCUACUCAGGAGUAAGGAGCUGCAAAGAAUCUCCAAACUAGAUUGCAGCAAAUGAAAUCUGCAUGAUUGUAUAAGAUGCAUUAUCCUUCUUACAACCAAAAACUUCUUAUCAAAUACAAAAUUUUGUAGUGGAUAUUGUUCUACAGUCUCCUGUACGAGCUCACACCAGUUAAACAAGAGAGAUCCCCCCACGAAGAAUCGUAUAUGAGAAUUUCCUUUGGUUCAGCUCAAACAGAAGGAUCCAUCUCUCAACAUCCUGCAAACAGAAAACGCUAGCGGGUAAUUCAAAGGCACCAUCUCCAAG
Molecule: messenger RNA, 1471 nt
Organism: Linum tenue
Lineage: Eukaryota; Viridiplantae; Streptophyta; Magnoliopsida; Malpighiales; Linaceae
Source: the annotation of a GenBank genome assembly